Canariomyces notabilis is the source of this 1650-nucleotide messenger RNA. Its product is annotated as fumarate reductase-like protein. The record is from RefSeq and is a predicted model, not a curated record. Bases 1 to 1650 code for a protein of 549 amino acids. NCBI's taxonomy places the organism in Eukaryota, Fungi, Ascomycota, Sordariomycetes, Sordariales, Chaetomiaceae. The transcript has a single exon. Gene Ontology annotation, molecular function: oxidoreductase activity; FMN binding.
AUGACAAGACGCCGUAUCCUCCCCAUUGUGUUCAUCAGCGUCUUGAUAGCCAUCUCAGCAGUACUUUACCACAAAAUCACCUUGUCCAUCCCAUUUCCUAUCUUCUCGCGCGUGACCAUGAUGACAGCCCCAAAUCCGCCCCCCGUCAUCGUAGUCGGCGCCGGGCUCGCCGGGCUGUCAGCAGCCUUCGCCGCGCUCCAGUCUGGCGCCGCCUCGGUGCGCCUCCUCGAGCGGAACGCCAAACCAGGCGGCAACAGCAUCAAAGCAUCUUCGGGAAUCAACGGCGCACCGACACGAUUCCAAAACGCCGCCAAGUACGGCACCGACCGGUCCUUUUGGGACGAUACGGUCCGCUCGGCCGGGUCAGCGCUGCACACUUCAACGGUCGCCGAGCCGGCCCGGAAGCACCGCGAGACGCUCAUUUCAGCGCUGACGAACCGCUCCGCGGCAGCCAUUGACUUCCUUGUCGACGACUUGGGCAUCGACCUCAGCGUGGUGUCCCAGCUCGGCGGCCACUCCCUGCCGCGCACCCACCGCGGCGCCGGCAAGACACCGCCCGGCGCAGCCAUCGUCACCACCUUGCUGGCCAAGAUCAAGGAGCUAGGCGGUGACCGCUUCCAGCUGAUGACCGACUGCGAGGUGACCAGGCUCCUCGUCACUGACGACCACGGCCCCCGCGUCACGGGCGUGGAAUACCGCAAACUCAAAGCACUCAGCAGCGACAGCGGUACGCAGCAGCUUCACGGCCCGGUGGUUUUCACCACAGGCGGCUUUGCGGGCGACGCGCACGGCCUGCUGGCUACGUACCGGCCAGACCUGGGCGGGCUGCCGUCGACCAACGACCCGCGGCCAGGAACGCACGCGCUACUUGCAGAAGUGGGCGCGAGGCUGGUCGACAUGGACCGCGUGCAGAUCCAUCCAACGGGGUUCGUCGACCCAGCCACCACGCGCGCCCGUCUCAAGUUCCUCGCCGCCGAGAUGCUUCGCGGCGAGGGCGCAGUCCUCCUGCAUAAGGGUAAGCGCUUUGUGGAUGAGCUGGGGACUAGGGAGAAGGUGAGCGCUGCCAUUAUGGCAUUGCCGGAGGCGGAAGCGGAAGAAUCUGCUGGGCCAGCGGGGGAAGGGGAUGGGAAAGAUAAAGAUGGGGAAGAAGAAGCCGUGCGGCAGUGGGACGUGCGAUUACUCCUCGAUCCGGGCGCGUGUGAGGCGGCGCAGGCGCACGUGGGGUUUUACCUGUGGAAAGGGCUAUUGCGGAAGGUGAAGGUGCGGGAGCUCGAUGAGGUUACCAAGGCGACGCUUAGGGAGUAUAGCAGCGUGGUGAAAGGGGAGAAGCCGGACGAGUUUGGGCGCACCGCGUUUGGGCAGUGGAGGCUUGCGGCCGAGGAUUUGGAUGGUGAGGGUGAUGUCGAGGUGUGCGUCGGACGGGUGACGCCUAUUGUCCACUUCACCAUGGGCGGCGCCGUGUUCAACGAAAGGGCGCAGAUCCUGAGAUCUGACCUGGGAGAGGAGGAAAAGCCCAUUGAGGGCCUCUGGGGCGCAGGCGAGAUCACCGGUGGAUUGCAUGGAGAUAACCGGUUAGGGGGCUCGUCACUGCUCGAGUGCGUGGUGUUUGGUCGCAUUGCAGGGGAGCAAGCUGCCCGGUUAAGGGGCUAA